AUGAGGGGUCUAUUCUUAAUGACUGUUCUUUCAACAUGUAUGAUAGGCACCGCAGUGGACUCAGUAAUACUCGGACCUGGAGCCUGGCGUCAUGAACCCAAUCCUCACGCCGGUAAAAUCAGAGCUGUCGGUAAACCCAAGUGGAAGACCUCGGUCACAAGUUGCUGUAAAUUGGGAGAGAAAACUGCGAAGAAAAGACUGUCCUGCCAUCUUGGUGUGCAUGCUAUCAACAGAAAACUCAAUCGUACCAAAGUGAAGAUGGUUUUCACGAAAUUCGCCAAGAAAAAGAAAAGAUAUCCUAAAGCUUUGUCAAACAAAAUUGCCAAAUGCUCUAAAGCAUUUCCGAAGAACUUUCAAAAGUGUUGCAACUAUCGCGCUGAAUAUUAUGUUCAUUUGGCAAUGUGUAAAAAACGGCGACCGAAAGCCGAACAUUAUAAUCGUCUGAUGUUUAUUACUAUAAUAUUCACUAUAUGUUACUUAGAUUAUGUCAUUUAUAUGUUUGAGUCGCGUUUUUGCAACCUGGAACUUCAAAGGUUGCGACGAGGAAAUUCGCGUACCUCAGGCCUUAAGAUGAUGUUUUUUUCUGUGCUUGAAAUGGUCUUAAAUGGAAACAAUAUACCCACAGUUACUUUCCUCUAA
Molecule: messenger RNA, 639 nt
Organism: Lottia gigantea (owl limpet)
Lineage: Eukaryota; Metazoa; Mollusca; Gastropoda; Lottiidae
Exons: 3
Coding region: 1-639 (212 amino acids)
Source: RefSeq, a predicted model, not a curated record